This is a messenger RNA of Triticum turgidum subsp. durum (durum wheat), 549 nucleotides long. Lineage: Eukaryota; Viridiplantae; Streptophyta; Magnoliopsida; Poales; Poaceae. The record is from the annotation of a GenBank genome assembly.
AUGGGUGACUACACAAUCCGGAUAAGCACCAGCUUGAUCGACCAGCUUUCGCGCGAUGACGAGAAGGUGAAAAGGAGGACCAGGAAACCCAAGCCGAAGAAGGUCGUGGAGCAACAAGAGGAGCCUCGGGACAAUGGCAGGGAACUUCCAAGCGAGCCCAAGAGCAGCCCUGCUCCCGCUCCUGGGUGGGCGUUGCCGCCCCCCAUGUACCUACCAGUGACCCCUGCUCCUCCACCACCCCCGCCGGCAAUCCAGGAAGUGGAAACCAUACACGCCGUGGUGGCGGAGAGCGAGAAGGUGCUGGAGAAGCUGCAGAAGCAGGAGGCGACGAUGCAUGAGGAGCUUACCAAGAGGGCCAAGGAGCUGCACGAGAAGGAGUUCAAGCUGCCCUACCAGAACCCCUCACCGUGCACUGACGAGAGGGCGGGCUGCGCCGAGUGUUACCAGAGCAACAUCCAGGACCCGCUCAAGUGCGCCGAGGCGGUCAAGAGAUUCGAGGCAUGCGUCAGCAUGGCGAGGCGGAGCGGCACCAUGGGGGCUGCUCAGUGA